Messenger RNA from Staurois parvus, 670 nucleotides. The record is from the annotation of a GenBank genome assembly. Lineage: Eukaryota; Metazoa; Chordata; Amphibia; Anura; Ranidae.
AGUCUUGCACAGGUGUACCGGCUCCUCCCCUUCAGUCUUGCACAGGUGUACCGGCUCCUCCCCUUCAGUCUUGCACAGGUGUACCGGCUCCCUCCCCCUUCAGUCUUGCACAGGUGUACCGGCUCCUCCCCUUCAGUCUUGCACAGGUGUACCGGCUCCUCCCCUUCAGUCUUGCACAGGUGUACCGGCUCCUCCCCUUCAGUCUUGCACAGGUGUACCGGCUCCUCCCCUUCAGUCUUGCACAGGUGUACCGGCUCCUCCCCUUCAGUCUUGCACAGGUGUACCGGCUCCUCCCCUUCAGUCUUGCACAGGUGUACCGGCUCCUCCCCUUCAGUCUUGCACAGGUGUACCGGCUCCUCCCCUUCAGUCUUGCACAGGUGUACCGGCUCCUCCCCUUCAGUCUUGCACAGGUGUAUGGGCUCCUCCCCUGGACUGGAAUGGUUUCCUCUGAUGUCACUGCACACUGGGAGCUCCUCACAAUGUGCAUUAGAAGCUGCAGCCAGACAGAUAGAACUCUGCCUCAUCUCCUGGCUGGAAGGGCUUGAACAUCGGUUACGUUCUAUUGCGGUCUGUGUCCCCACUUGAAAGAUUCAUCCUCUCUCGUUUUCCUUGCGAUUAUUGUUGGCGAGGGGGUAGCCCACAUUUUACAGCCAUCAUCAGAACAAUCAUG